This is a messenger RNA of Cuscuta epithymum, 3716 nucleotides long. The record is from the annotation of a GenBank genome assembly. Lineage: Eukaryota; Viridiplantae; Streptophyta; Magnoliopsida; Solanales; Convolvulaceae.
GUUAGCUACCUGCAAUGCCAUUUCCGUUUCUGUGCUCUAUCAUGUUCCUGGGGCAGAGAGAGGAGUAACCCAUUUCUUCCCAAGUCUGAGAAAAAAUUGAACUUUCAGAGAGGAUGAAGAAAGCCAAACUGUCGACAAGGAGGCCAAGAAGCACCAGACAGAGACGUGGACAACCGUCCCUGAAUGGUGGUGCUCAGUGCAAUGAAGAGAGGGAGGAGGAAGCUGUGGAGGAGGAGAAGGAUCUGAUUAAGCAAGAGCAAACAGCAUCACCAUCGCCGCCUCCUUCUCCGGGUGAUGCACCACUGACUACUCAAACUACCACUCAUACAUAUAGAACUCGAAGGGCAAGGGAAUUAUUUUUUAAAUCCAGUCCUGGAAGUUCUCCCUGGACACCUUCAUGUUCUAUCUCCAACCAGGCUGGUCCUAUUAAUCCCGAAUUAAGUGCAGCACUAGUAUCUGAAUUGCCUUCUCAGGGCCUCCUGACCAUAGAACAUGUGAAUGCCUCAAGCAUGCCUAGUCAAUUUGCAGAUGAAGAGAAUCAUCCAACAAGUACUUCUACUGCCAGUGAACAAAAACCCAACAAUGACGAGAGAGCUACUGCUUCUGCUGCUGUUCAUCUAACCCGAUCUGAAACUCUUCACCUCACAGAGAUGCUGCUUGCAGGAGCUGAUGAUGAUGAUAUGGAUGACGCAAUCUCAACAAAAAAUUCUUCGACAGCAAAUGUUGGUGGAUACAAAGUGAGGGUGGAAAUUGCACCUCUUGCCAAGCAAAUCUUUACAAGAUAUGGUGACAUUGUGAAAGAAAGCAUAUUCAAAUCAGUUGAGUAUCGUUCUUCUGUGCUGGAAACGGUUUGCAACAUUUGUCAAAGAUUGAGAUCAACAAAGUUUCCAGAUCUGACGUGUCAGGAGCUCCAAUCCAUGCUCAAUGUUGUUAAUGAUCUUGAACCUGUCAAGGUAGACGUCGGAUGGCUUCUCUGCCGGUUGAAUGAAAUUUUUGAAGCCAAAGAGUUCAAGAAAGGUUUCCCCAGCUUAGUGGAAUCAAGAACCAAGACUCUCCAAGGGAUUGAAGAACUGAAGAAAACGUGGGCAGAAACCAGAGAGGAAUAUGAAGCUUGCAUGGCGAGAUGCCAAAUGCUGCAAGAGAGACUCAAGAAGCUUGAAGACGGGGUUGGCACUGCACAAGUUCAGAUGGAGGAAAUCAAUGCAAGUUAUUCAGACACGAAGGACAAACUGAGAUGUUUCUACACGCGUUCUCUGCUGCAUGGUAUUCUUUGAUCUACACAGCUCUACACUUAAGGCUGUUAGGUUUAGAUUCGAUUGCUGGAACUGAAGGUAUAAUAUUCAGAGAUGGUGACAUGGGAGUUUGUUAAUCGGACUUCAGUUGGCUCGCCCUUUAGGUUGCUGAAAUUGUAGGUAUAUUCAUAAAAGGCCACAUGGGAGUUAUCUCUGAACAUAAUCUAAGUCCUUAACAAAGAGACAACGAGCCUUUGACUCAGUUUAUCGUAAGCUACAAUUUACCCCAUGUUUGCAGUUAUUCGUGAAAAACUGUAAGCUACCCCUUAAUUUACAAAGAUUUGUUGAAAGUAUGAAAGUACAUCCUUUUAUUUUUAUAUGCCAUAGUCAUCAUGAAAAUUUUAUUGACAUAUGUGCUACUCCGUCUCUUAUAUUUGUCCCAUUUUACAUUUUUCAUCCGUCUCUUUAAAUUGGUCUCAUAUUAUAUUUAGUGAUAUUUUAUAUUUGGGUGAUUGUAAUUCAUUCAUCUUUAUUUUACCAACACUUCAUCAAUUCACCGUUAAUCACACAAUUCAUUUAUCAUAAUAAAUAUGUUCCCUCUUGUCUCAAUCUUAGGAGAUAAAAGUAGUAAUCCCUUCGUCCCGCUAAGAUUGUCUCGUUAUUACUUUUUGAGAAAUCCCACAAAGAAUGUCUCAUACCAAAUUUAAUAAAGUUUGUUUGGCUCUAAAUAAUUCUUACUUUAUCAAUUCAAUAUCAACCACAUAAUUUCAUUUUUCUUAGGGAAAACUAUCAAAUAAGUCCACAUACUAUGCCGAAAAAGUCGAUUAGACCCUCGUACUUUAGAAACACUCAAUUAAGUCCUCAAACUAUUAAAAAACGUUCAAUUAAGCCCUUUUGGUCGGUAAGUAACCGGUUUCCCGGUUAAACGGCGACGAUGUGCUCGAACCCUAGCAACGGCGACUGCCGGGAAACGAGUUACAUUUAACUGGGAAACCGGUCACUUACCGACCGAAAGGGCUUAAUUGAACGUUUUUAAUAGUUUGAGAACUUAAUUGAGUAUUAGUAAAGUACGAGGGCCUAAUCGACUUUUUCGGUAUAAUUGUGUGACCUUCUCAUGUCUCAAUUUUCGUGGGACGGAGAUAGUAAUAAUUAUUUUUUAUCUCUGCUUUUCAUUAGUCUCUUAUUGGGCACUAGUUAUCACGUCUUGUGCGACCAAACGCUAGUACAUUGUAAUACAUGGAGACCUACAUACCUUCUAUAUGAAGUUAUGAACAUGGUUUAUUUGUUAUAUACGGAGUACGUAGCAUAAAUCUAAAUUUCAUGAAAUUUUUCUUCAAUUAAGAAUCUUUUGGAAACUAUAAUUUCAUACAAAAUUAAGUGUUUUCAAAUUAAGGUGGUGCUGAAUUGAGUGGUAGUCGCCCCGAGAGACAUUAUUGUAAUUGUUGUAUCUUUCAUUCUUUCCCUUUUGCUGCAAGUUUGCCACACAGAAUGCACGACUAGAAAUUGAUUAGUUUUUUUAUUUAACAUUAUUUUAAUAAACUGAAAGUUGCUCGUUAACAUGACUACGUUUUUAUCCCUUUGAGUAGAUAUCCAUAUUUUGUUGAUACAUCAGAAAGAAAAAGCCAAAUGAAACUAUUAGUACCCUAAACCAUUAGCAUUUUCCAAUAGAUAACGUUUAAUCCUGUAAGGAUCGUAUUCCGUCUCCGGCUCAGGUCUUUCUACACACUCUACUCACAUACACCACACUAGGGGAAGCUUUAGCACAACUCUCUGUUUUUAUCUCACCACAUAGUCCCUCUCUCAAUACUCACACAAAGGGAAAGAGAAGAAGGAGAGCACUGCUCUCUAGAAUUGGUUCUCGCAGGCUGCUCAACAAAGGGAGAAGGCACAAGCUUCAUAUAGAAGGCUGGCAGAGGUCACGGGUGAUAUCAAGACAAGAAGUCACGGGUGAAGCAAAACAGGAGGCCUCACGGGUUACCAAGACAAGUAAUGCAGCAGACAGGAAAGGAUGGGCCAGCCAAGUGGGAAAGUCAAACCACUCAAAUAGGUAUACUUAUUGAUCAGAUAAAAUACCAAGGUAGAGAUACCAAAGUGGGAGUAAAACAAUAGGGUGCAAGCCUCAGCAAAUAAAGUGGAAGGGAGGCCUUGGUAGGACCAAUACCUCCAACAUUCUCCACCUUAUUGGUCCUAGGUGGUGUAGAGUAACAAUACAAGGUUGUGACAAGACUCAUCAUCGCCGGGUCACCCGGAAUAUCAACAGACACAACGGGCAAACACUUUAUUAGGCAACCCACAGUUAUCCACAAUCAAAGUUUAACACGCGUUUACAGGACAAGUGCUUCUCAGCAGAAAGACACUUGGUACCCAUAUCCGCGGGGUUAAACUCGGACGGGAUCUUGCACAGCUUGACUCCACCUGCAUCAACAAUAUCACGUAUGAAAUGGAACCUAACAUCAAUAUGCUUAGUUCUAUCAUGAAAUACAG